Molecule: messenger RNA, 4694 nt
Organism: Bradysia coprophila
Lineage: Eukaryota; Metazoa; Arthropoda; Insecta; Diptera; Sciaridae
Gene: Rop
Product: Syntaxin-binding protein Rop
Biological process (GO): vesicle-mediated transport
Source: RefSeq, a predicted model, not a curated record
GGUAUACAGUUUCACCUUAUCGCGACCACAGAACAAUGAUUCAUUGAUCGCAUACCUCGAAUAUACCCUCUUCUGUCAUUUUGACGUCUAGUACAAUAUCAAUUCAAAAUGGCUUUAAAAGUGCAAGUCGGUCAAAAAAUUAUGAAUGAAGUGAUCCGCUACAAGGGUCCAGCUACAAAGAAACCAGCUACUGGUAAAGCGCCAACUGUUGAAUGGCGUAUUCUUGUAGUGGAUAAGCUGGCCAUGCGCAUGGUAUCCGCAUGUUGUAAAAUGCAUGAUAUCAGUGCCGAAGGCAUUACCUUGGUCGAAGAUAUCCACAAAAAACGCGAACCCCUACCGACUAUGGACGCCGUUUAUUUGAUAACUCCAUCGGAAGAGUCUGUUCGAGCUCUGAUGAAAGAUUUCGAACAUCCGAAUCGUCCACUAUACCGUGCGGCUCAUGUGUUCUUCACUGAGGCGAUACCGAACGAUAUUUUUCAAUUGUUCAAAAAAGCUAAUGUUGUUAAGUACAUGAAAGCGUGUACUGAGAUUAAUAUCGCAUUUAUUCCGUACGAAGAACAGGUGUUUUCACUUGACUCUCCUGACACAUUCCAAUGUCUUUACUCUCCAAGUCUAUCAUCUGCCCGACUUGGAAAUAUGGAACGCAUUGCCGAACAAGUAGCCACACUAUGUGCAACAUUGGGUGAAUAUCCAGCUGUUCGAUAUCGAAGCGAUUGGGAUCGAAAUGUUGAAUUGGCCCAAUUGAUUCAACAAAAAUUGGACGCAUACAAAGCGGAUGAACCGACAAUGGGCGAAGGACCCGAAAAGGCCCGUUCUCAACUAUUGAUUUUAGAUCGAGGCUUUGACUGUGUAACGCCACUGCUGCACGAGCUAACACUGCAAGCGAUGGCCUACGAUCUGUUGCCCAUCGUGAACGAUGUUUACAAGUUUGUGCCGGCACCAAAUGCCAACGAUAAGGAGGUGUUGCUGGACGAAAACGAUGAAUUGUGGGUAGAGUUGCGUCAUCAGCAUAUUGCCGUUGUUUCGACACAAGUGACUCAAAAUUUGAAAAAGUUCACCGAAUCGAAACGUAUGAGCCAAGGCGAUAAGCAAUCGAUGCGCGAUUUAUCGCAGAUGAUCAAAAAGAUGCCACAAUAUCAAAAGGAGCUGUCGAAGUAUGCAACGCAUUUACAUUUGGCUGAGGAUUGCAUGAAGGCGUAUCAGGGAUACGUUGAUAAGCUCUGUCGUGUGGAACAGGACUUAGCGAUGGGAACCGAUGCUGAGGGUGAGAAGAUAAAAGAUCAUAUGCGCAACAUUGUGCCCAUUCUACUGGAAGCGUCGAUCUCCAACUACGACAAAGUUCGAAUCAUCGCUCUCUACGUCAUGAUCAAAAAUGGAAUUUCCGAAGAAAAUCUGAUGAAAUUGUUCACUCACGCUCAAAUCGGUCCGAAGGAACAGGAUAUGGUGCGAAAUCUUAGCUUUCUGGGAGUCAAUAUCGUGUCAGAUGGCAACAGAAAGAAAACAUACACCGUUCCACGAAAAGAGCGCAUCACCGAACACACCUAUCAAAUGUCCAGAUGGACACCGGUCAUCAAAGAUAUAAUGGAAGAUUGCAUUGAAGACAAAUUGGAUGCACGACACUUCCCAUUCUUGGCUGGACGUGCCCAAAGUACUGCCUAUCAUGCGCCGACAAGCAGUGCUCGUUACGGCCAUUGGCACAAAGACAAGGCCCAAACUGCCAUCAAAAAUGUACCGCGUGUGAUUGUGUUUGUGGUUGGUGGUGCCAGCUUCUCGGAGAUGCGAUGCGCCUACGAGGUGACAGCACAGACGAAAAAUUGGGAAAUUAUUGUUGGUUCGUCGCACAUUCUAACGCCUGAAAUAUUUUUAAGUGAUUUGGGUUCGUUGUCCAAGGAAGAUUAAGCGUCUAGGCAAAGAGGUAAUAAGUGAAUGUGUCGAGGAGAGACGGCGGCGGUGUUAUUUUUACUUUGUUAUUUUCUUUUGAUUGUUUUUCGUUUCGGUUUCGCGUUCGUUCGUCACAUCAGUGUGUUCUUUUGUAUAAGGAGAGGUAAAUUCAGUGGAAAGAUAUAUAUAGAGAGAGAGAGACAGGCAUGCUAAAAUUGAACUAACAAAUUGAUCGGGAAAAUAGAUAGAAAUUCAAACAUUUUGUAUUAAUUGAGUAAUUUAGCAAAGUGUAAAAUUGUAGGCGAUGGAUGAAUCCCCCCAUCAUUGUCAUUUUGUCGAUAUAUCAUUGCCUAUGCAUUUAAUUAGCUUACAGCCUCAACAUACGAUUGAAUCGAAGUUGAUGUUCUUCAAAUAAAAAGUGACAAGAUAAGCAGUUCGUGUCUUUAAUACCGAGGAAAUAUAUUCCUGAUAUAGAGCCAAUAGUCAUUUUGGUAUGCACUGACGACAGUGAAAGUUUUAUGAGAGACCAUCUCCUUAACCGAACUUUUGAUUGUCAGAUUCCUGCUCUUGUUACUGCUCUAAGCUUUGCAAAAAACAGUUUAUCGGAAACAGAACAUUUUUUGGAAUUUUCUUUUGUUUGAAGACAUUGCGAAGGACUUUCUUCCAAUUACCGGAUUGUUUUUACGUUCUGUGUCCUAGCAAAUCGUUUUCCAAUUACUAACACGAAGUGAAGCACUCAAGAUAUAUCCUAGCAUGUGUGGAAGCGAUGCUUUUUAUCGUUGAAAUUUUAUGAGUACAUGGUCCAGUCCAUAAGUCCACUUUCUACAAUUCUACGGUUCACUGAAAUUGUGGGGUGUGAACAGACCCCUUCCGAAGCGAGUCAUAAGGAACGUUUGAAUUUUCAUUUUUUUCAUUUUAUGACCGUGAUUGACCGAAGAACAUUUCAAUUAGCCUGCAGUAUUUUACCGUUUAACGUUAGACCUAAGGAUCAUCAAUUACGCUUUAAAUGCAAGCAUUACCAGAGAGUCACACUGGCACACAAAGUACUAUCCAACAAGAAAUGAAUUGAAAAGAAAAAUAAUUGCAAAACAAACGGCGACGAGAUGAGAAAGAACACUUACACGCUAAGAGAGCUUAGCCUUUUAUUUUCGUUUUCUAUGUUUCCCAAAGUUUUCAAUUAAUCUUGUUGUAGUUUGAGAUCAUUUUAAGAUUGGUUAGCUCUGCAAGCAACCGUUAGUUGUUAGGGUUCACAAGUAGAUGGUGGUUCAGCUUAAACGGCAGAUAGUAUAUGGAUAAAGUUACGAUAAGGAUAAGACAGAAGAGUCAAACGACGGAAGAGGCAAACAACUUGUAUAAACAGCAGACAAUAAAAGUUAAGUUUCUCUAGAGCCUGCUGGGAAUCGAUGAACCAUUUUUUUUCGUUUAUGUUAUUAGGUUAAGUGGAAUUCAAUUUUUGUUUUAGAUAAGUUGUAAACGAGCCGAGAAUUAGUUUAAUUUAAUGUGAAAUUACAGAUCAGCUCUGCGGACUUCAUAAAUCAUGAUUCAGAGAGACGUUUUUAGAAUAUUUAUCUUUAGUUCUACAUUAGGUGAGUUUAGUGUCUUAUAAAGCAAUUAAAAAUUGUCCAUAUGAUCUCGCUCCUUACUAUCCCAGACUCGCAAUAUGAACAAAAGUUCUAAUUUAUCAAUUAGCUCAGUGAGCCAGAGUGAAUAGGCUAGCCAAAAUCGUGCUACUAAACCUUUAGAAAAGCGAUGAAAAGCGUUACUCUUGUCGGUCCGGAUUUUUGCAGCAAUCAAAAAAUAUGAGACCCAGGCUUUUCAAAAAGAAAAGGAUGCGGAUUCGAUGUCGGGUUGCUUUGAUAGAAAAAUCUUUGGAUUCUUUAAUACUAAAGGACGAUUUGGAAGCUCUGUUGUAACAACUUAUGUGUACCGACUCACGACUGUCACCGAAAAUUGCUUCACUAAUAGUAUGAUUCAUGAAGAUGUCACAUUAUUCAUUUCUUGCCUUUACCUGAUUUUAACCUAAUUCCUAUUUGACCUGAUUGUUUUCUAUUCGUUAGUAUGCCGAUAGGUUCUUCUAUCUAUCCAAUGUAAUUAUAAUUGCAAACUUUAACCAAAAAUGUUUAACCAUUGUAUUAUAGCAAAAAUUGAAAAUGUUUACAGCGAAUGUCGACGAAAUUUGUGUCCUAAGUUUGCGUCAGCCGUUUUAAACUGCUGAUCCACUCAUACAAACACAACUACCGCUUAUAUAUGGGUUUGAUAGUCACACGUGCGCGUGUGGUAGUGGGGAAACCGUAUAGACCAUGGCUUAUUUUUGGAGAAUUUCUAAAAAUUUGGAAAAUUCAAAUAAAUUCUAAAAAUUUACAAAAAAUUGAGAAAGUAAUCUGAACUUUGUUUUCAGAUUUCAUCGGAAUUUUAGUAAUUUUCCAGAAAGACCAGAUGAGACCUGGUGUAAGAAGGGUAUAAUUCCUAAAAUUCAAUUUAAGAAUUUUUAAAAAUUUGGAAAUUUUAAGAAAAUAAUUAGGAAAAUCUUCAAAAUUCUACAAAAAUUCAUAGAAUCUCUGAUAUUAAGGAACUUGUGAGAAUUUUAGGAAUUAACUCCUAAAAAUUCUGAAAAUCUUUAAAAAAAAUAUGAAUUAAAAACAUGCAUAAAGUAGUGUCAUUGUAUGAGUUGAGCAGGUGGUAAGCAGCUAAUCCAAACAUUGACUCAAAUUCGAUUGUCAUUAACUGUAAUAAUAAAAAAAAAUAAAAUUUUUUAAAUAAUUCAACAGAAGUAUGAAUAAUAAAACUGCUUAGAUGUGAUAUAAAUAACAAAA